CUCCGCAUUUCCCCUGGCAUCUCCCGCAUCGCAUUCCGCCGGCGUCUUGAUAAACGCCGCCGCCCUCCUCGUCCUCCCUCCUUCCUCCUCCUUCCGCCGCCGUGCUCGUCCCUUCUCCGGACCGUCGAAGAUGAGGGAGUGCAUCUCGAUCCACAUCGGCCAGGCCGGCAUUCAGGUCGGCAACGCCUGCUGGGAGCUCUACUGUCUCGAGCACGGCAUUCAGCCUGAUGGCCAGAUGCCGGGUGACAAGACAGUAGGCGGAGGCGAUGAUGCUUUCAACACCUUCUUCAGUGAGACCGGUGCUGGUAAGCACGUCCCUCGUGCUGUGUUUGUGGAUCUGGAGCCCACCGUCAUCGAUGAAGUGAGGACUGGCGCUUACCGCCAGCUCUUCCACCCUGAGCAGCUCAUCAGUGGCAAAGAAGAUGCCGCCAACAACUUCGCCCGUGGUCAUUACACAAUUGGAAAGGAGAUCGUGGAUCUCUGCUUGGACAGAAUCCGCAAGCUUGCAGACAACUGCACUGGUCUCCAGGGCUUCCUUGUCUUUAACUCUGUUGGAGGUGGCACUGGUUCUGGUCUCGGAUCACUUCUCUUGGAGCGACUCUCCGUUGACUAUGGCAAAAAAUCAAAGCUCAGUUUCACUGUUUAUCCCUCUCCUCAGGUUUCCACCUCUGUUGUGGAACCCUACAACAGCGUCCUUUCUACCCACUCCCUCCUCGAGCACACUGAUGUUGCCGUGCUUCUUGACAAUGAAGCCAUCUAUGACAUCUGCCGAAGAUCCCUCGAUAUUGAGCGUCCCACAUACACUAACCUGAACCGCUUGGUCUCUCAGGUCAUCUCAUCCUUGACUGCCUCUCUGAGGUUUGAUGGAGCCUUGAAUGUGGAUGUCACCGAGUUCCAGACCAACCUGGUCCCUUACCCCAGGAUCCACUUUAUGCUUUCUUCGUAUGCUCCAGUUAUCUCAGCUGAGAAAGCAUAUCACGAGCAGCUCUCAGUGGCUGAGAUCACCAACAGUGCAUUCGAGCCAUCAUCUAUGAUGGCCAAGUGUGAUCCUCGCCAUGGCAAGUACAUGGCUUGCUGUCUCAUGUACCGAGGAGAUGUCGUUCCAAAGGAUGUGAAUGCAGCUGUGGCCACCAUCAAGACCAAACGCACCAUCCAAUUUGUUGACUGGUGCCCAACCGGAUUCAAGUGCGGUAUUAACUACCAACCACCUACUGUUGUUCCAGGAGGUGACCUUGCCAAGGUGCAGAGGGCUGUCUGCAUGAUCUCCAACUCCACCAGUGUUGCCGAGGUGUUCUCUCGCAUCGACCACAAAUUUGACCUCAUGUAUGCCAAGCGUGCUUUUGUGCAUUGGUAUGUCGGUGAGGGUAUGGAGGAGGGAGAGUUCUCUGAGGCUCGUGAGGACCUUGCUGCCCUGGAGAAGGACUAUGAAGAAGUCGGUGCCGAGUCUGCUGAGGGCGACGAAGGUGAUGAAGGAGAUGAGUACUGAUGUGGUUGUGAAUUCACUGGCUUGUUUGCUUCAAUAUGUAUCGGUUUUAUGUUUGUCCUGUUAAAACUGAGUGCGCGUGUGUACUUUCGUGGCAUGUAACUGAUGGUUUUUCGUCGUGAAUUGCUAUCAAAUCAGUAUCUUAGUAUUCCGCAGCUUA
Molecule: messenger RNA, 1643 nt
Organism: Syzygium oleosum
Lineage: Eukaryota; Viridiplantae; Streptophyta; Magnoliopsida; Myrtales; Myrtaceae
Product: tubulin alpha-2 chain-like
Exons: 4
Coding region: 131-1486 (451 amino acids)
Biological process (GO): microtubule cytoskeleton organization; mitotic cell cycle
Cellular component (GO): cytoplasm; microtubule
Molecular function (GO): GTP binding; structural constituent of cytoskeleton
Source: RefSeq, a predicted model, not a curated record